Molecule: messenger RNA, 441 nt
Organism: Fusarium keratoplasticum
Lineage: Eukaryota; Fungi; Ascomycota; Sordariomycetes; Hypocreales; Nectriaceae
Exons: 2
Coding region: 1-441 (146 amino acids)
Source: RefSeq, a predicted model, not a curated record
AUGAGCUUCUCGACAGGCCUCAAGAACGAUGCAAGCUGUCGUCUUGCGCCACUAUUACGCCUACAUCGAUUCUGCAAGCAACAUUCCAGCCGCUAUCAGAGGAAAGGUGCCUCCAGCACUCCUCGUCCACGGGCGGCUUCCUUUGUGAGAGUUGUCUUGCCGACCAGCAUCCUCGAAGGAGGCAGAACUUUUCGCACCCUCGCCAAGCAGACAGAGGAUCUCCUUGGCAUGAAAACCACGCCAUCCGUCAAUCUCCAAGUGCAACUAUCUGGUUCGCUGUUCGACAGCUUUGUGCGACCCUUCUGGUCCUCGCUCGCGAAAGAGACGAGCGCACUGAGGCAACUUUUGCUGAGGCAAAGCGAUAUGGACGACUACUUUGGAGGCCCUCGUUUGCGUGGCAACGUGGAGUCGAUCCUGUCUGCCAUCGUGCCUGAAGUCUGA